Messenger RNA from Puntigrus tetrazona (Sumatra barb), 1452 nucleotides. It is a transcript of the gene nthl1, whose product is annotated as nth-like DNA glycosylase 1. Gene Ontology annotation, biological process: base-excision repair, AP site formation; nucleotide-excision repair; base-excision repair. Bases 103 to 1329 code for a protein of 408 amino acids. The record is from RefSeq and is a predicted model, not a curated record. Lineage: Eukaryota; Metazoa; Chordata; Actinopteri; Cypriniformes; Cyprinidae. Gene Ontology annotation, molecular function: DNA-(apurinic or apyrimidinic site) endonuclease activity; oxidized pyrimidine nucleobase lesion DNA N-glycosylase activity; DNA binding. The transcript is spliced from 6 exons. Gene Ontology annotation, cellular component: nucleus.
UCGGUAGUCGACAGCAUGGACAGGGAUGUUGUGCUCAGGAGGUGUGUUUUUUAGCAAACAUUGAGGUUAUAUUUUUGACAUUAAGUCAGGUAAUGUCACCUAAUGUUGGCACCGGCCCGGAGUUUAUGUAUUUAUACAUUCAAUCGUUUGAGUCUAAGAAUGAACUCUCCAUAUUUCAGCGAAUCAAUAGCUGUAUUAGACGCUUGUGCGACUGAAGCUAUGGCGAUAAGUAAUGCAAAUAAAGGAGGAAUUCGCAGAUUAAGAUCCAGAAUGGCUCAAGGGCUCAGAUCAGAAGAUGGUCCUCCAAAAGUGAAAGCAGAAGUUCACGAACAGAGCAUUUCAUUCGCUGCACUGGAAACACAUGCAAAAGCUCCUGCAGCCACAAAAGUGAAAGAAGAAACAGAUCGAGCCCCUUUGACGUCACAUAGUAAACCAAGGCGGGGCCAUGUGAAGGUGGAGUAUGAGGAAGAGGCGGGGCUAAAAAGGCAGCGCUGGGAGCCGUGUGAUUGGAUAACACAGCUGUCAUUCAUCAGGGAGAUGAGGAGCAAGCGGGAUGCUCCCGUGGACCAAAUGGGAGCGGAGAAAUGCUACGACCCCGAGGCCCCACCUGAGGUGCGUCGCUACCAGGUGCUGAUCUCCUUAAUGCUGUCCAGCCAAACGAAAGAUCACGUGACGGCCGGCGCUGUGCAGAGACUGCGCGAGCACGGGCUCACCGUGGACGCCGUACUCGAGAUGGACGACGAGACUCUGGGUAAACUCAUCUACCCCGUGGGCUUCUGGAGGACAAAGGUGAAGUACGUGAAACGGGCCUCGGCUCUGAUCCGGCAGGAGUUCAGAGGAGACGUCCCCGACACGGUGGAGGGUCUGAUGCGUCUGCCGGGCGUGGGCCCUAAGAUGGCCCACCUGGCCAUGGACAUCGCCUGGGGCCGGGUGUCAGGCAUCGGCGUGGACACCCACGUUCACCGAAUCUCAAACAGACUCGGUUGGACCAAGAAGGAGACCAAGACACCGGAGGAGACUCGGAGAGCUCUCGAGGAGUGGUUGCCACGAGAUCUGUGGAGUGAGAUCAACUGGUUGCUGGUUGGCUUCGGGCAGCAGGUGUGUUUACCCGUGGCUCCGCUCUGCUCCGUGUGUCUCAGUCAGCACACCUGUCCCUCCGCCCACAAGAGCCUCAAACCCGCCGCUAGACGCCCCGGUGAACUAGCAGCGCGGGUCAAAGAAGAGCCGUCUCGGAGGAGGAGGGACACAGCCAAACAGGAAGAAGAAGACCUCAGAAAGAGAAGCGGCAGGAAAGACGGAGCAGGAGCACAGCGGACAGAAGAGACUUAGAUUCUGUUUCAACAGAGUACUGUGUGAAAGCUAAACAAGCAUAACGCCGAUUCGUUUUUCUAUCCAAUAAAUUGUAGCUGAAAUGGAAAAUAUAAAUGUUUUACAUUAAAAGACAGAACAGUA